Fusarium redolens is the source of this 750-nucleotide messenger RNA. RefSeq names its product fatty acid hydroxylase superfamily-domain-containing protein. The coding region runs from base 1 to 750 and encodes 249 amino acids. The record is from RefSeq and is a predicted model, not a curated record. The transcript has a single exon. Gene Ontology annotation, biological process: ergosterol biosynthetic process. Lineage: Eukaryota; Fungi; Ascomycota; Sordariomycetes; Hypocreales; Nectriaceae. Gene Ontology annotation, molecular function: C-4 methylsterol oxidase activity; iron ion binding.
AUGUCUCAACUCUGGGCAAAGGUCGUCGCUAGCUAUGAUCCCUUUACGAUCGAGUUCGCAGGCAGCUGCCUCAUCCAGAUCCUUUUCUGGUGGAUUCCUUCAGCCCUCUUUGUUCUCCUUGAUCACCUCGCCCCAACUUUUGCGGCGAAACACAAGAUACAGCCUCCACCAAAACAGCCCAAAGGCUCUGAGAUCCUGGACUCUGUCCUGAUAUCUUUGAGGAACCAGCUGAUAGUCAUUGGAUUGCAAUUAUCCCUGGCGUUUCUGGCGACCCAGCAAAAUAUGCCAUCAACAUUCCAGAUCACUGCGUCAUUUCCAUCUGCGAGGAGCUUUGCGAGCGACUUUGCUAUCUGUUUAGUUGCCCGAGAGAUUCUCUUCUACUACUCCCAUCGACUAUUUCACAUACCGUACCUGUACCGUCGCAUCCAUAAAAUCCAUCACAAGUUCACAGCACCAGUCGCCUUCGCGUCACAGUAUGCCCAUCCUAUCGAGCAUAUUGUAGCCAACACGAUUCCCAUUGUCCUUCCGCCCGUAUUGCUCAGAACUCAUAUCUUGACCAUGUGGGCGUUUGUGGCUUGGCAGCUCAUCGAGACGGCGACUGUUCAUAGCGGCUUCGACUUCUUUGGAGGCGCAGCCUAUCGUCAUGAUCGUCAUCAUGAGCGUUUUGAUGUUCAUUUUGGAGGAAUGCCUUGGUUGGAUUGGCUUCAUAACACCGACGAACGAAAGAGAUUGGAGAAGAAGAAUAAGUGA